CGCCCGGUAUUAGACGCCGCAGGUAGCGUAUAUAUGAAGAGUUGAAAGGAUUGAAACCGGUAUUUCCGAUUUUGCUCGUUUCACAUCAUAUUCUUUUGCCAGGGAUGCUAGAUGUGCCUCCCGAGGGUAUCCACCAACCUACGGCGGGAGUGCUAGUACUGCCUUCUGACGUUGCAAAAUCCUCGUCUUCUGCUCCCAACGACGACACCUUUGUGGAGUUCUCACGCGAACGCGCCCUUGACUCGCAGGCCCGUGGCGGGUACUGGGAUUACAUCGAUGCUGUUGUUCCGCAAACGGAUGAUCCCACCGAGUUGGCUUUGACGUGGAGGGUGUGGAUCAUCGGCACCUUCUUUGUGAUCCUGUUUGCGGUUCCAAACACAGUCCUCACCUUCAGGACCAAUUUCUUCUCCAUCCCGAACCUCGUCGGUAUAUUGCUUACGUUGCCCGUAGGCCGAUUCAUGGGUAGAGUCUUACCCGCAGGACGAUUGAAUCCCGGUCCCUUCACAAUGAAGGAACACGUACUGAUCUCCAUCAUGGUCGGCUCCGCCUUCCUCCCGCUGGGCGUCUUCAACUUUGUGACUCAGAAGUACGUCUUCAAGCAGGCUUCGCUCAGCCUGGUCGGUGGCUUGGGAUUCGUGCUCGGAUCUCAGAUGGUUGGCUACGGGUUGGCGGGAAUAUGUCGACAGUUUCUGGUUCGGCCGGCGAGUUUCUUCUGGCCAACAGUUCUCACUGACGUUGCCCUCUACCAAACACUCCAUACGAAGCGUGCCACCGCCGCCGAUCAAAGAGAGAGCUGCGAUGAGGUUGAUUCUGACAUCUCUUCCCCCGCCUCGUACAUGUCAAUCACGAGCUUUUUCUGGUUGACGUUCGCCGGCGCUGCCAUCUGGCAGUGGUUUCCCGCGUACGUGGCGCCGCUGUUCACAUCCAUGUCGAUCCUUUGCGCAAGCUCCAACAGCGCCAUGCGGUUGUGGGGGUCCGCCUUCCCCGGCAGAGGGAUGGGCCUGCUCUCAAUCACCUUCGACUGGUCCCUCAUUGGGCGAUGGUCACCCCUCGAGUCCCCGUGGUGGACCCACGUGUGCCAGUUUGGAGGGUUGUAUUUCACCAUGUACGUGAUCGUUCCUAUCCUGUAUUACACGAACGCCUUCGGAAUGGACCAAGCGCUCCAGGAACCGAGAGGAUCUCCACACGGCGUCUUGAACUCGCUCGUUCUUUUCAACAAAACCGGGUUGCCCUUUAUGUCGGAAAGGGCCAUGGACCCCAACGGAAACCUGAUCCCCAGCGCGUACGAGAGUCAGAAGCCAAUCUAUAUUUCGACUUUCUAUGCCGUCACCAUCGGUUUGGCGCUGAUGGCCUAUGUUGCUUCCAUUUGCCAUACCUUACUCUGGUACGGGAAGGAUAUCAAAUGCCGCUUGGUUGAGCGGUCCAAGGCGGACCCGAAUGAGGAGGACAUUCAUUGUCGGCUCAUGAGAGCAUACCCCGACAUCCCUGCUCUUUGGUACAUCGCGCUGAUGGUUAUCUCGGUCCCACUUCUGAUCGCUGUUUGUGAGAAAGGCGGUUUCGCCCUGUCAUGGUGGGGUGUGCUGCUCGCUAUCGCCUUUGCGGUGGUGUCGAUGGUCCCGAUCGGCAUCGUCCAGGCCAUCUCGGGUUACCAACUCCCGCUGGAUACGAUUUCUCUGUUUAUCAGCGGUCUUAUCUUUGAAGGACAAACGUUCGCGGUUCUCUCUUUCAAGACGAUUUCGUAUAUGGGCAUGUCGCAAGCGUUGGUGCUUGUGAAGGACAUGAAGAUUGCUCAUUACAUGAAGAUCCCUCCUCGGGACAUGUUCAUCGCUCAACUGUACGGCAAGCUCCUCAGCGCAAUCAUCAUGCCCCUGAUCGCCGUCCUCGUAAUGGAAAACUGGACCGACACACUGCUCAAGGAGCCACAAUGGCAGUACGUCGCCUACCGCCAUUUUGCCUCCAACGCCAUCAUCUGGGGAACCAUCGGCACUCGGCAGUUCGUCGGGCUGGGCACGCCGUACUCCAAACUCCUGUGGGCCCUCCCCCUCGGUGCGCUGCUGCCUGUCAUCCCUUGGCUGUGCUACCGUAGAUGGGGUGGCAACUGGAAGUUGGUCAAUGUUCCGUUGAUUACCAUGAUUGGCGUUGCGCCGCAAUCGUACCAGACGACGUUGACGCCUGUUCUGGUUGGGUUUGCGUCCAAUUUCUAUAUGAAACGCUUUCAUCACCGCAUUUGGGCGCGGUACAACUAUGUUAUGGCCGCCGCUUUGAGUGCGGGCACGGCCGUCACGUUAGUUCUCAUAGCGUUGAUUUUCGGCAUUCAGCAGAUUAAGAUGCCGAGAUACUCUUUGAACCCGAGCGACGGAGAUUACUGCACGGCUUAGUUUCCAGUGGCGUACGGUACAUGAAAGAGCCUUUGAUCAUAGAGCGGUGAUGUACGGUGAUUUGGAUUGUAUUAGAUGAAUAAACUCAUUGGCGCGAUCGAGAUCAUGCCGUCCUUCUUCGAAAACAACCAUGCCUAGUGGGAAACAAACGAUCCAGGCGAAUUCCAUGUCGAUCGUUGAUCAUUGGAACGCGA
Fimicolochytrium jonesii is the source of this 2572-nucleotide messenger RNA. RefSeq names its product OPT oligopeptide transporter protein-domain-containing protein. The coding region runs from base 105 to 2378 and encodes 757 amino acids. The record is from RefSeq and is a predicted model, not a curated record. Gene Ontology annotation, biological process: transmembrane transport. The transcript has 9 exons. Gene Ontology annotation, molecular function: oligopeptide transmembrane transporter activity. Lineage: Eukaryota; Fungi; Chytridiomycota; Chytridiomycetes; Spizellomycetales; Powellomycetaceae.